Molecule: messenger RNA, 3512 nt
Organism: Hypanus sabinus (Atlantic stingray)
Lineage: Eukaryota; Metazoa; Chordata; Chondrichthyes; Myliobatiformes; Dasyatidae
Gene: cpdp
Product: CPD photolyase
Exons: 11
Coding region: 364-2106 (580 amino acids)
Biological process (GO): photoreactive repair
Molecular function (GO): deoxyribodipyrimidine photo-lyase activity
Source: RefSeq, a predicted model, not a curated record
CAUUACCCUUGCAUAACACUAAGAAAGUUACACAACGUUUCAAUACUUACAUAAGUGCAGUCGGCGCUCGUAACAAGAAGCCAGGCGUCUGUUGGUGAAGCCUUAAAGUGUGUGAAACUGAGCAGUCCAGAAUCAAGGAUCGAGGAUAACCUGCUUCCAACCCAGUUCUGAGGAUCCUGAGGUAUCAGUUACUGCUCCUGCAGCAGAAGAGAGAGAAUGCACAGGCAACCACAGUUUCUAAUUGUGUAUUGUCUUGGGUGGUUUGGUGAAGCUUGCAAGUCGUUGUGCUGUGGCCACUCUGUAUCUCAUUUCUCCAGACCUUUGUUUUCUCCUUUGCUGCUGAGCAUCAAACAUUGAACCAAAAUGUCUUCAAAAGGCAAAAGGCCAUCCAAGAAGUCUGUAGGUGAAAUGGAAGGUUUGGACCAUGAGCAGAAGAAUGAAGAAUCAAGUGAAAAAACAAUAGAAUUUCCUACCUCUUCCAAGACCCUGAUGGAACCUAAUCACGGUGAUUCAAGUCAGAAAGAGAAACCAAAACACCCUGCUAGGAGAAAGAGAAUAGCGGGAAAAUGUGAGCCAGGACAAAUUGAGAAAGAAUUGUCCAACCCUUACAGAAAUAAAAGUAGAAAAGUUGAAGAUCAAAUAUCUCCCCCAGGAAGGGAAACCAUGUUAGAAAGCAUUAAAAAGUCACGCUUGUCCACUGCAAUAUCAGUUGAAGAAUUUGGUUAUAACAAAAAUCGUGUCCGUCUUCUUUCCAAAGACAACAGGAUCCGGGAUAACUGUCAAGGAGUUUCCUACUGGAUGUCACGAGACCAGCGAGUGCAAGAUAAUUGGGCUUUCUUGUAUGCACAGUUGCUUGCUCUUGAGCAUAAACACCCAAUUCAUGUUGUCUUCUGCCUGGUCCCCAAAUUCCCAGAUGCUACCAUCCGCCAAUUUGAUUUCAUGCUGAAAGGACUUCAGGAAGUUGCUGAGGAGUGUCAGGUGCUGAAUAUUGCUUUCCACCUGCUGACUGGUUUUCCUAAAGAUGUGCUGCCGGCGUUUGUCAAAGAACACAACAUCGGUGCAGUGGUUGUAGACUUCUUACCAUUACGUCUCCCUCUGCAGUGGAUUGACGAAGUGAAAAAUAAAUUACCAAAAGAUCUGCUAUUUAUCCAGGUGGAUGCUCACAAUAUUGUACCUUGUUGGGUAGCUUCAAACAAACAAGAGUACAGUGCCCGAACAAUCAGAAGGAAAAUUCAUGAUAAGCUCCCACAGUUCCUGACUGAUUUUCCUCCAGUUAUCCGACAUCCAUAUAGUUCUCCUCAGAAAGUCCAGAUCAUUGAUUGGGAUGCAGUAUACGCAAGUCUUCAAGUGGAUCGCACAGUUCAGCAAGUUGACUGGGCAAAAGCAGGAACUACAGCAGGUCUAACAAAGCUAGAGUCAUUCAUUAAGGAAAACCUCAAGCACUUCAGUACAGACAGAAACAACCCAAACAAGGCCGCCUUAAGUAACAUGUCACCAUGGUUUCACUUUGGUCAAGUUUCAGUUCAGCGGACAAUCCUUGAGAUAAAGAAGUUCCGUAACAAGUUUAAAGAGAGUGUAGACAGUUACAUUGAAGAAGCUGUGGUGCGGCGGGAGUUGGCAGACAACUUUUGCUUUUAUAAUAAAAAGUAUGACCAGUUUGAAGGUGCCUCAGAGUGGGCACAGAAAACUCUAAAAUUGCAUAGUAGUGACAAGCGGCCGUACCUGUACACCCUAAAACAGCUAGAGGAUGGGGAAACACACGAUACCUUGUGGAAUGCUGCACAGCUUCAGAUGGUCUAUGAAGGGAAAAUGCAUGGUUUUUUACGAAUGUAUUGGGCUAAAAAGAUUUUGGAGUGGACCUCUUCACCUGAGGAAGCAUUGACGUUCGCCAUCUAUCUGAAUGAUCGUUACCAACUUGACGGAACAGAUCCAAAUGGAUACGUGGGCUGUAUGUGGUCAAUCUGUGGAAUCCACGACCAAGGCUGGGCAGAGCGACCGAUCUUUGGCAAAAUUCGUUACAUGAAUUUUAAUGGAUGCAAGAGAAAAUUUGAUGUUGUCCAAUAUCAGCAGAAGUACAACCACAAGAAGCUCACAAAAACAAACUAAGAUCAAUGUUUGCUUUUAUAAUUGUGUAACCUGAUUUUAAGUGCCUUAUCACUUACUGCAUUCUACCUCUGCCAUAGUCCUAAGCUCCAUUUCCCUCCUGAAAUGUCACCACCUCCCUUUCCUCUUUAAAACAAAGGCCUUUUAUAUGGCUUUUCAUCAUCUUCCCUGGCAUGCCAUGCUCCCAUGAAGAGCCUCAGGAUAUUUUACUAGAUACGAUCUAUAGCAUAAUUACAAAGUUGCUGAGUCUCAAGAAGAUUUAUUUUCCUUAGUUGAAUGAAAUUGAGGCAUAAGAAUGGUCGAGGGAAUAAUAUUAGACAGUGUGUAAUAAGAUUUGGAGAGAUGGAAUGUGCAGCUCCAGGAAAACCUGUUUAACAGGUCAUCAUAGCCAGUGCUUUUUUUGAAGUGUUGUUUUUACUUCUCAUUUUUUUUUACAAAUGUUAACAUCCUUGAGGACUUCUGGGUCAUAGCUGUUGGUGGUGAUUGGUGAUUGCCUGAUUUUAAGAGUGUGUUCUGAUCCAGUGAGAAUUUGAAACAUGGAAAGCAGAAGAGAGAAUCAACUGCAGGAUGAUCACUAUUUAAAAGUUCAUACGUCUUUCACAAGUCUUUUUUAUACAACCUACAAAUAAAACCAUAAGACAUAGGAGCAGAAUUCGGCCAUUUGGCUCACCAACUCUGCUCCACCAAUUGAUCAUGACUGAUUUAUUUUCCCUCUCAAUCCCAUUCUCCUGUCUCUUCCAUGCAACCUUUAAUGCUUCAGUAAUCAGGAACCUAUCCACCUCUGCUUUAUGGACUUGGUGUCCAUAGCCAUCUGUGGCAAUGAAUUCCACAAAUUCACCACCUUCUGGCUAAAGAAAUCCCUCCUCAUCUCUGUUCUAAAUGGACAUCCUUCUAUGCUAAGGCUGUAUUCUCUGGUCCUUGACUCUCUCACUAUUGGAAAUAUCCUCUCUACAUCACCUUCAAUAUCUAGGUCUUUCAAUAUUCAGUAGGUUUCAAUGAGAUGACCCCUCAUUCUAAACCUCAGAGAGGCCCAGAACCAUCCAAUGCUCCUCAUACUGUACAUUAAUCCCUUUGUAUCCUGAAUCAUUCUCAUAAAUUUCCUCUGGGCUCUCUCCAAUACCUGCACAUCUUCUCUUAGAUAUGGGGUUAAAUAUCCUCUGGAGUGUUACUGGUUCUCUAUCUGCUUUGUAUUCUAUGUUGUGCCUUUACUAUGGUAUCUAUUCACAUGAGUGGGGGUAGCGCAGUAAAAACAAAGGGAAUAAAUUACAUAUUUUUGCUUAUUUCAUUGAGUUUGUAGCUUGGGACCAGUGAAGGUCAUACCAUUUGAUGACCACUAAGAUAUCGCUGACAUAAUGCUCAGUAAUGGUUAAUUGUAUGCUUGCUAAUUGCUAAUAAAGGUUCAACUUUCG